AUGGCAGAGGGAAUGUUCUAUAAUGCGACCAACGGCUACGUCGAGGGCAUCGUACGUGGCUACAGAAGCGCCCUCCUCUCUGGCCAGAACUACGGAAACCUGACACAAUGCGAGAAUAUCGACGAUGUCAAGCUACAACUCGGCCCAGCAUAUGGCGACUAUCUCGCAGCGCUCCCUCCCAACCCAUCUACCUCCGCCCUCGCCGACAAGACGCUCGACAAGCUGGUAGCUGAGUUCAGAUAUCUCCAGGCGAAUGCGACUGGGAGCCUGGCCAAGUUCAUGGAGUACCUCACCUACGCCUACAUGAUCGACAACGUGGCCCUCCUCAUCACUGGUACCCUGCACGAGCGCGACACGAAGGAGCUUUUAGAGCGAUGUCAUCCGCUAGGAUGGUUUGAGACGAUGCCCGUCCUCUGCGUUGCGACCAAUAUUGAAGAGCUGUACAACUCAGUCCUUAUUGAGACACCUUUGGCACCAUACUUCAAAGGCUCAAUAAGCCACCAUGAUCUCGACGAGCUGAACAUCGAAAUCAUCCGAAACACCCUAUACAAGAACUACCUCGAAGACUUCCACCGAUUCGUGAACGAAGAGCCAGGAAUCAAGGGCACACCGACACAGACUGUCAUGAGCGAGGUUCUAGAAUUCGAGGCGGAUCGGAGAAGUAUCAACAUCACCAUCAACUCUUUUGGCACGGAGCUCUCCAAGCAAGAUCGCAAGAAGCUGUACCCCAACUUCGGCCGUCUGCAUCCAGAAGGUACUCUUAUGCUGUCACGAGCGGAUGAUGUCGAGGGUGUGAGGAUAGCGGUGGAUGGCGUGCAUGACUACAGGACGAUGCUCGACCAGACGGGCAUGGGUGGCGGCGGUCUAGGCAACCAGUCUGGCGGCAUUGGAGGUGACGAGGGCAAGAGCUUGGAGGACCUCUUCUACCAGAAGGAAAUGGAGAUCUGCAAGCUGGCGUUUACAUACCAGUUCACGCACGCGGUCGUGUAUGCGUGGGUGAAGCUGAGGGAGCAGGAAAUCCGAAACAUCACCUGGAUAUCAGAAUGCAUCGCGCAGAACCAGAAAGACCGCGUCAACAACUUCAUCAGCGUGUUUUGA
Molecule: messenger RNA, 1098 nt
Organism: Zasmidium cellare ATCC 36951
Lineage: Eukaryota; Fungi; Ascomycota; Dothideomycetes; Mycosphaerellales; Mycosphaerellaceae
Exons: 4
Coding region: 1-1098 (365 amino acids)
Biological process (GO): vacuolar acidification; proton transmembrane transport; vacuolar transport
Cellular component (GO): proton-transporting V-type ATPase, V0 domain; vacuolar proton-transporting V-type ATPase complex; fungal-type vacuole membrane
Molecular function (GO): proton-transporting ATPase activity, rotational mechanism
Source: RefSeq, a predicted model, not a curated record